This is a messenger RNA of Drosophila takahashii, 752 nucleotides long. RefSeq lists its product as uncharacterized. Lineage: Eukaryota; Metazoa; Arthropoda; Insecta; Diptera; Drosophilidae. The record is from RefSeq and is a predicted model, not a curated record.
AUUUUCUGCUGUAGUUCACAUCACAACCAGUUUCGGCUGAAAAAUAAUAUUAAAAAUAGCAAAAAUAUUUCCCCAAGGAAAUUCUACGGUAUUGGUAUUCAGGAUGUCGGACUAUUCAAAGUUUCUGUCCAACUUGACGGAUCAGCUGGGCCUGCUGCCGGGACUUUCUUCAAAAGGAUUCGAAGGACUGGGAAACCUGGGCAACUUGGGCAACCUGGGCAACUUGGGCAACAAUCUGGGCAACCUGCGCCCCGCCCACAAGGCUCUGAUGUGCGUGGGCGCGGCCACCGUGGCCUGCGUUGUCCUCGGUCUCACUGUCAAGUCCUUGAGGGGGCGUGGCCGCAAGGAUGACAAACGGAGGAUCAUCAAGGUGCUAAGCGGAGCACCGAUCAAGCGUGACCUUGAGGGGUCUGUCAAGGACGACGGGGCCGCUGGGGAGGGGAACGUCUUAGUGGUAGACAGUGCUCAUUAAGAAUUGGAGGAUCAAGCCCGAAGGAGCCCCCAUAUGAGCCACACGUCCCACGGAAAUUAAUCCCCCUUCACCACCACAUCACCACAUAAAUGCUAUAAACCUGUUUUGUGCGUUGCUACGUUCUCUGUAUAUUUUGUAAUUUUAUACCGUUUUCAAAAGCGGUUAUACAAAUAACAUGUUCAAAAUUUUAUAAAUGCCCAUUCACAUACCAUCAUUUUCGAAACAUAACAGCCCACAAAUUUCAUCUUUGUAAUAAACUAUUCAGUUUAACCACCUUAAA